This is a messenger RNA of Culicoides brevitarsis, 632 nucleotides long. RefSeq names its product mesenchyme-specific cell surface glycoprotein-like. The coding region runs from base 12 to 632 and encodes 206 amino acids. The record is from RefSeq and is a predicted model, not a curated record. The transcript has 2 exons. Lineage: Eukaryota; Metazoa; Arthropoda; Insecta; Diptera; Ceratopogonidae.
AACAAGUAAAAAUGAAGACUUUUGUGAUUAUUUUUGGGGUUUUUUGUGUUGCUGCAGCGCAAAAUACUUUUCCGUUCCCGAAUUUCGGGCAAUUUGGGCUUCCAGGAGGUCCUGUGGGAGGAUUUGGGCAACAAGGAGCUGUUCCGGCGCAAGGAUUUCAAGGGAUGCAACAAGGCGGGCAAGGAUUUAAUCCGUUUGUGGCGUUCCAUCCGACAAAUUUGUACCAGCAAGCGUUGAAUGGGUUCAAUAAUCCGAAUAAUUUUCAAGGACAAGGGCUUCAGGGACAAUAUCAAGGCGGGCAAGGAGUUCAGGGGCAACAAUUUCAAGGUCAGGGACCUCAGCAGGGGCAAAAUUUCCAACAAGGAGGUCAAAAUGGACAAAAUUUCCAAGGUCAAAGCCCUCAAGGUCAACAAAAUUUCCAACAGGGACCUCAGCAAGGACAGAAUUUCCAACAAGGAGGUCAAAAUUUGCAAGGACAAGGACCUCAAGGGCAACAAUUUCAAGGUCAAGUACCUCAACAAGGCGCCCAACAGCCCGUUCAAGGCAAUUUAGCGACUAAAGACGGAUCCCAACCCCUUUCUGGCGUCGAACAGAGCCAACUUGACGAAAUUUUUAACAAGCCAGCACAGUAG